Cygnus olor (mute swan) is the source of this 4038-nucleotide messenger RNA. RefSeq names its product solute carrier family 13 member 4 (gene SLC13A4). The transcript is spliced from 16 exons. NCBI's taxonomy places the organism in Eukaryota, Metazoa, Chordata, Aves, Anseriformes, Anatidae. The record is from RefSeq and is a predicted model, not a curated record. Gene Ontology annotation, molecular function: transmembrane transporter activity. Gene Ontology annotation, cellular component: membrane. Gene Ontology annotation, biological process: monoatomic anion transmembrane transport.
ACCAAGUAUAAUCUGUGUUGGAAUUGCUACCCUGUGAAUUCCAAGCUCGGGCAAAGUGGGCUAAAGGUAGAUUCAAAGUAGAAGCCAAAUUAUAGCAGAGACAAAAUCUGAACAGAGAAGAUAUAAGGAGCUGAAGUUAGUUGUUUUUUGUUUGUUUGUUUGUUAUGUUGUUUGUUUGUGGUUUUUAAGAAAAAAUACAAUUAAUUAUUUUCCAGCAAAAAAGAAACAUAUAUUUGAGACAUUCAGACUUAUUAACAGGAGGAAAAAGACGCAUCCCAAAGAUAUCUCACCCAGUCUAUGAAAUAGGAGUUACAUUGCUGGAAAUCAGAUGAUAGAAGAAAAACAAACUUUCAAAACAUGUGGGUAAGGAUGAAAUACGGCUAUAUCUGUGAUUCUGAAUUAAAAGAAAAAAUGUCAAAAGACCAUUAUGCUCCAAUUUACAAACCUCUGCCUGCUAUGGUGUAAUAAUCACUUGGAUGUGCUGAUGAGCCCUACAUAAACUGAAUGCCUUUUUAAUAGAAAAUCAUUAGGGUUUCUUUUCAAAACAACAGCAAGAAUAAUAAGCAAAUUAAGAAAGCUGUUUGAGUUGAUUUGGUGGAAAUAGGAACGAGGCAAGAGAGAGACCUUCAGGGAAAUCCAGGCAAAGGUGAAGGAAAAUGUGAGUGGAAACUGGACUAUCUGAGGACCCAAGAAGAAAAGAAACCCAAGGAGAAGAAAGCCACUGGGAAUUAAAGGAAUAUGGCAAUGGUAAAGGAGAUUCUCCGAUCCAGAAAUCUCUUACUCGUGGUUUUCAUUCCACUUCUGCUACUUCCUCUGCCACUCUUAUACACCAGCAGUGAAGCCUCAUGUGCCUACGUGCUGAUCGUGACAGCUGUAUAUUGGGUUUCUGAAGCGGUACCUCUGGGUGCAGCAGCCUUAAUUCCUGCUUUCCUAUAUCCACUUUUUGGAGUCAUGAAGUCCAGUGAGGUGGCUGCAGAAUAUUUCAAGAACACAACUUUGCUCCUCAUGGGUGUGAUUUGUGUGGCAGCUUCUGUAGAAAAAUGGAAUCUCCACAGGCGAAUUGCCCUGCGAAUGGUCAUGAUGGCUGGAGCAAAGCCAGGCAUGUUGCUUCUUUGCUUUAUGUGCUGCACCACGGUGCUCUCCAUGUGGCUUUCCAACACAUCCACCACAGCCAUGGUGAUGCCAAUUGUGGAAGCAGUGCUCCAGGAACUAGUGAAUGCUGAGGAGGAGCGUGAUGUCAUCAGUACUGCAGGCAGCACCAUUAUUGAAGAAAACGAGCCAAUAGAUCUCAGCAACAAGCAUGACCAACCUUCACUGGAGCUUAUUCAUCAAUGAGGAGUAAGAAUGAACCCUUGCUACUACUAUACUGACUUCAGAUCCUUGAUGAAUUCAAAGAGUAUGAAUAAUGUGCACAUGAUAGCCAAUCCUAAUGGAACGGUGAAUUCCAAGAGCAAUGGGCAGCACCUACCUCAGGCUCAGAUACUGGUCCUGCCUCCUAAGCCCUCAGAACCGGACCUGAGCACUAAAUACCGGUAUCAGUCCAGACAUGACCACAUGGUCUGUAAAUGCCUCUCACUAAGCAUCUCCUAUGCAGCAACCAUUGGGGGACUGACAACCAUCAUAGGGACUUCUACUAGCCUCAUAUUCUUAGAGCAUUUCAACAACCACUACCCAAAUGCUGAAGUGGUGAAUUUUGGAACCUGGUUUUUGUUCAGUUUCCCAAUCUCCCUCAUCAUGUUGGUCCUUACUUGGUUCUGGAUGCAUUGGCUGUUCUUGGGUUGCAAUUUUAAGGAGACCUGUUCUGUGAGCAAGAAGAAGAAGACCAAACGGGAAGAAAUGUCAGAGAGAAGAAUUCAGGAAGAAUAUAAGAAAUUGGGAAAUGUUAGCUAUCCUGAGAUGGUGACUGGGUUUUUAUUCAUUCUAAUGACAUUGCUUUGGUUUACUCGUGAGCCUGGCUUUGUACCAGGCUGGUCAUCUUUCUUCAAAAAGAAAGGUUACCGGACUGAUGCCACUGUCUCUGUUUUUCUUGGUUUCCUCCUUUUCCUCAUUCCAGCAAAAAAACCAUGUUUUGGAAAAAGAGAAAAAGGAGAUGUUGAAAGGUCAACAAACAUUAACACACUGGAUCCCAUCAUUACCUGGAAGGACUUCCAGAAGACCAUGCCCUGGGAAAUUGUAGUGUUGGUUGGAGGUGGUUACGCCUUAGCAGCUGGAUGCAAGACGUCUGGCCUCUCUACUUGGAUUGGACGCCAAAUGCUGUCCCUGAGCAGCCUUCCCUACUGGGCCGUAACUCUACUGGCCUGCAUUUUGGUGUCCCUUGUUACAGAGUUUGUUAGUAACCCAGCAACUAUAACCAUAUUUCUACCUAUUUUAUGCAGUAUGUCAGAAACCCUGCUUAUCAACCCUUUAUACACUCUGAUUCCCGUCACCAUGUGUAUCUCCUUUGCGGUGAUGCUGCCGGUGGGUAAUCCUCCAAAUGCCAUUGUCUUCAGUUAUGGGCACUGCCAGAUUAAAGAUAUGGUAAAAGCUGGCUUGGGUGUAAAUCUGAUUGGUCUGGCUGUUGUCAUGGUGGCAAUCAACACAUGGGGAAUUAGACUCUUCCAGCUGAAUACUUUUCCAGAAUGGGCAGCAGUAAGCAACAUCACUCGCCAAAUUUAGCAGCUUUUUUUUUUUAAAUCUUCAAAUUAAAAAAAAAAAAAGUAAAAAAAAAAAAAAAAGUGCAAGACCAAAGCAAGUAGGGACAAAAUACUAAAUCUAUAUUGUACAUAUGAAAGAAAAGAGAAAAUUUGUGCAUACAUAUAACCAAGAUCUGGGGAAAAAAUAAAAUAAAUAAUAAGAAGGUCUUCUGCAUAACUCCAUAACUCUUCAGUUCUGAAAAUCAAUGUGAGUUAAAAGGGGAGAUUAUCUUUCUUCUGUUGUUUUCCCUUAGGUAUCAUAAAUAUGAAAAAAAAAAAAAAAAAAAAAAAAAAAAAUGGGCUGUUCCAAAUUCUCUGCCUAUGGAUUUUUCAUGGUCUAGAACAAUUAUGUAAGCUCUAUAAAACAGGAGAUAUUGGACUUCAAUGAGAGAAGACAAGUAUGCAUACACUCGUGUACUCAGUAGUUAGAUAUUCAAUUCCACUGUUGACUUGAAUGAAUAAAAGGUGAGUCUUCUUCCCAAACCCAGAGUUUUCUAAGCCUACUUCUUUUGAAGGCAAAUUAUUACUAUUCUUUUGAAGUAAGUCAUCACUGUGUUGGGGAAAAAAAAAAAAAAAAGUUUAUCAGAGAAUCCAUAUGGUCUGGAAAUAUAUACAGCUACCCACCAUCCGCUACAGCAUUUCAAAGGGAUAAUAAGAAAUGACAAAACAGAUAAGAAGUCUCUUGGAAAGGAGAAUUGUUUUUUUUAUGCUGUUGGUGGUUUGUUGUUGUUGUUAUUGCUUUUUUUGUUUGUUUGUUUGGUUGGUUGGUUUGUUAUCACACAGCAUUAGUAUAAAGUUUCCAGUAUUGCAACACUUGCAAUCCCUGAUAGAAAGUUUUGGUCAAUAUCUUCUUUCCUUAUUACUGUGCUGCAGUGGAAGCUUUUUCAGCAAAGGGAGCCAUGACCAGCAAAACAUUACCUGGCCUACAGACCCAUUGCUGUCCUCUCUUUUGGCUCUGAUUAGAUGGUUAUGGAUUUAUGAUUUUCCUGACAGAGAAAGUACCAUCUCUUCUAAGAUAGCCCUCAGUGCUACUCCAUGAGUAAGAAGGGAGAGGGCUGAAGUGGAGUUGCACUGGCAUAUCUCGUCAUCGUAUGUAUUCACUUGAACAUCACACCCACCUGCUCUCUAGCAGCCCAGAGAACAGGAACUUGAAAUGUGGGAAACUGUCACAUAGAGCAGACAAUUAGAAGACCAACAAGGCCAAUCUCUUUAUCAUAUGCAAAGUGAAUGCCCUUGCUGACUGGAUCCCUGUGAUACCUAGUAAACCUUCUCUUGCAUUAUGUGCUGCUUUUAAUCAUUUCUUUAAUGUCAAUGACUCUAAGCUGUAUAUUAAGAUGACUGGAUUUCAUGUAAUCACACUCUUCAU